Molecule: messenger RNA, 1692 nt
Organism: Phytophthora sojae
Lineage: Eukaryota; Oomycota; Peronosporomycetes; Peronosporales; Peronosporaceae
Exons: 1
Coding region: 1-1692 (563 amino acids)
Molecular function (GO): oxidoreductase activity; copper ion binding
Source: RefSeq, a predicted model, not a curated record
AUGCGAGCCGCUCAACUGACCGCUGCCACGGCUGCCUUGCUCGCGCUCCACCUCGGCUCCAGCGCCGCCGACCUCGUCACCUACGACUGGCGGGUCACGAACCUCAACGUCGAGUACGACGGCGUCUUCAUCCACUCGCUCGGAAUCAAUGACAAGCCUGCGGACCAGGCCGUCAUCGACGUGGAGCUUGGCCAAGACGUCGAGGUGCGCGUCACCAAUGAGCUCGACGAGCCCACGUGCCUCCACUGGCACGGCCUCAAGCAGCUCGGCACCCAAGAAAUGGACGGCACGUCGGAAAUCACGCAGUGCCACAUCAGUCCCAACAGCACUGCGGUCUACCGCUUCACGCCCGAUAAGGCCGGCACGUUCUGGUGGCACAGCCAUCACAUGGCCCAGUACGCGUACGGUCUGCGCGGGCCGCUGGUUGUUCACGCCCCUGCGAAUGAACGACAGGACUGGGAAAAGGACAUCGAUGGGGAGUUCGUGAUCCAUAUGGCGGAUCUCUACCACCGCCCGCCGCAGCCUACGCGCAUGUGGGACAACAUCCUGAUCAACAACCGUGGCCGCUACAACUGCAUCGCCGCCGCGCACCACAACUUCACCGGGUGCACCGAGGAGCAGACCCUGUCCAAGUUCAACUUCGUGCCUGGCAACAAGUACCUGCUGCGUCUCAUCAACAUGGCCGCGCUGUCCCCGAUCGUCUUCAGCAUCGACGACCACGAGUUCCAGGUCGUCGCCGCCGACGGUGACCACCUCCAGCCCUCGAAGUUCAUCAACUCGGUCACUCUCAACGCCGGCCAGCGCUACGACAUCGUGGUGCAGGCCAAGGCCGCGGCCGGCCAGAACCAGAAGACGGCCUUCUGGAUGCGCGCGAACGGCCUCCACGGCCUUCCCUGGACGCGCGGAACGGCUGCGAUCGCUGGCGAGGGCUACACGUACGAAGGUCUGGCCAUCAUCUCGUACGGAUCGGAGAGCGAGGCCGAGCCGACGACCACCAAGCAGGCCAACCUGACGACUGUGAACGAGUUCGACUUCAUGCCUCUCGUGCCUAUCGCGCUGCCGGAGACCGCCUCGGACCGCGCCGUGUUCGAGUUCAAGAUGCAGGACGGCAAGGGCCACUUCGCCAUCGACGGCGGUGAGUACCACCACUUCAUGUACCCGGAGGAGCCGCCGCUCUUCUCGAUCGCCGCCGGCAUGAAGACGGAGCAGCUGCCGGUGGAGGCCAACGCGCGCAAGAUCGAGUUCGGCAAGCACAUCGAGGUCGUGCUCGUGAACGUCAAGGACGAGCAGCACCCGUUCCACAUGCACACGCACUCGCCGUGGGUCGUGGGCAGCGGCGUGGCGUCCAUCGACCAGAUCCGCAAGAACCAGCUGCCGGCCCCGCUCAAGCUGCUGAACCCCAUGACGCGCGACGUGUACACGGUGCCGCCCUGCACGUCCGACGGCAACGGCGGCUGCCUGGACGCCGGCUACCUCGUGCUGCGCUUCAACGCUGACAACCCGGGCGUGUGGAUCUUCCACUGCCACAUCGACUGGCACCUCGAGGCCGGCCUCUCCAUGAUCCUCGUGGAGGGCGAGGAGGAGCUGCAGACGAAGGGCGUCAGCGCCUUCUCCAACACGAUCCUCAGCGUCUGCGGCGCCAACAGCAAGUUCCACCCGGGCAACAACGGCACCUCCAUUGCCGUCAACUAG